AUGGAUGACUUUGAAUAUCUGAAACCUGGGUUUGACCCCAAAUCUCUCAAGGUUGCUCAGUUGCGGAGUGUCCUGCUGGAACAUAAUGUUGAAUACCUGUCUUCUGCCAAGAAGGCUGAUCUUGUUAAGCUUUUUAAGCAGCAUAUUGAGCCCAAAGCAGACCAAUAUUUGGCCAAACUGACUUCGGUUAAUCCCAACGGACGUGGAAUCGUUGAUGCCAAGAAGCCUGGUGCCACCACCAAGAAGGAGGAGCCGGAUGAAGACAAACCUUCUAGAGUGUCCAGACGCAAACGCCGGGAGACGGUUGAACCUGAGACUGAGCCUGUGGAACGCAAACCGAGGGAAAGAGCCUCGAAAACCCCGAAGACAGAUGAAAACGAGCAAGAGGACGAGAACGAGAAAGAACCUGCUGAGAAGUCCUUUACCCAAAACAACGUGUUUCAGGCCUCUCCUUUAGUUUCACCUAAGAAGAAGCGUGUUUCUAGCCGGACAAAAGCUUCCGGAGAGAAGAAGGACCAGGAAGAAAUCAAGAACGGUUCUGAGGAAACCGGAAAUGAUGGGGAGAGGUCGUUCUCCAGCACGAAUGUGUUCCAAUCAGCACCUGUUUCUGUGCUCCCAAAGAAGAGACCUUCUCCUGUCAAGAUUCAAGAGCCUGAGGUAGCCAAGAGAACCACAAAGAGGAAACCCAGAGUCUCAUCGAUCACUGAGUCUAAACCACUACCCAAAAGCUCUCUGGAUCUGGAAAAGUUUGAGAACGAGGAUGAUGCCGAAUUGCUUGCAAAGAGCUACAAUCAAAUGAGGAAGCUGAAUUCCAAAAAGAGUGAAGAUGGUAGCAUUGGUAGCUCCACGAUGAAGCUUAAAGGUAUUACCAAGCCAGAGAAGCCAGUGUCGCGAACUAGCAGGACCAAACAGAGAAUACAGUCACUGUCGCCGCUAGCUCAAUCAUCUCCCAAGGACGUGAAGCCAAAUAUCCGUUCAGAAAAGACGGAAACAUACGUGAAAAGCUCGAACACGUCUAUUCCAAAAUCUUUCCUAAAUUCCCUGAAUGUAUCACAGGAGUUUGCGGAGAAGUUGGGUGUGUCCCUGGACGGGAGCCCUCAUUCCAAAAUCAUCAGUCCUCCUUCACCAUCCAUGGUGAAUAAGAAAAUAACAGAGAAGGCUUCCAAGGUGAAAUCUCCAGUUUUCGCCAGAGAAAGUCCUCAAGUUCAGAGAAUCACUACCCCUUCUCUUUCAGACGAUGAAGAAUCGCUGGCCAGGUUGCAGAAGGAGAUGACCGAAGCAGAUGAACUGAUCCAGAAGGAAACCAACGAUACUUUAGUCGCCCUGGAAAAUUCUACGGAGUUUUCAUUUGUCACCUUCAUGAAGUUCAUCAGUUUGUGGAUAUUGUCGGUCCUGUUUUUUAUAGGAGUUUGGUGGUACAGAGAUCAGGUCAUCCAAGUUGGAUACUGUGGAGUCGAAGUGUAUGCGCCUACACUGGCAUAUGGUGGUGAUACAGAUCCGAGAUUUGCGUACUACGCUGAUCUGGUUGAGGAUAAGCUCCACAGUCUAAGACCUCCAUGUGACGUAUGUCCGGCGCAUGGAAUUUGCUAUCGUAUGUCUAAGCUCAGAUGCGAAGAGGACUACAUGUUAGUUAGACCUUGGUAUUCCUUUGGAGGAGUUGUACCCAAGACAGAAUACUGUGCUCUUGACACACGAAAAGCUGAUAAAAUCAAAAAAAUGACUCAAUAUUGUUUGGAUCUGUUGAGGAGACGCAAUGCAGACAUCAACUGCGGUGAAGGAUCUGAUGCCCAGGUUGGCCUGACGAUCGAGGAACUCCAUGAUUUGCUAUAUGCCAUGAAAUCCGAAACAAUUGACGACGAAGAGUUCGAGACAUAUUGGGCAAGAACACUCCAAGACCUUGAGGGCGAAGACGACAUCAUAGUAAGCUUAUUUCUCUUUUCAAAUCCCUCCGUGAACCCCAGGUUGCUUACUAACUCAGAUAUCCAGUUUCGGAAGCCAUCAGGUCUCGAUCAAAAACUUGGCUCUAACAACGUCGGUGGUAAGGCACCGAACAAAGGCACCGUUAUUCGAUCAACGUCCACCUCCAAGCUCAACUUUCGGUGCAGACUGGAGAGGGCUUUCUUUAGGACACUUCUCAAGUAUAAGUUUAGGAUACUAGGUCUGGUGUCAUUGUUGGGCAUCCUUCAAUACCUCGUCAUACAAUACAAGCGGACUGCCGCUACUAACGCGAGAGUGGAGAUGCUUACCCAAAACGUUUUGAGUAUUCUUCACAAGCAGGCCCGGUUUGCGCGCGAAGACCCCAAGGGGACUGCAAGACCUUAUAUGGGAAGUGUCCAACUGCGCGAUUACCUACUUAAUUCGGAAGAUUCGCAUUCUAAAAAUAAGUUGUGGAGUGGUGUUUCCAAGAAGAUUGACCUCAAUACCAACAUCAAAGGAACUACGCUAGAGGAACACGGAGAGAUCAUGAAGGUUUGGGAAUGGGUAACCGAUAUCGGUUUCACCGAUUGA
Messenger RNA from Kuraishia capsulata CBS 1993, 2508 nucleotides. RefSeq lists its product as uncharacterized. Lineage: Eukaryota; Fungi; Ascomycota; Pichiomycetes; Pichiales; Pichiaceae. The transcript has 3 exons. The coding region runs from base 1 to 2508 and encodes 835 amino acids. The record is from RefSeq and is a predicted model, not a curated record. Gene Ontology annotation, cellular component: nuclear inner membrane. Gene Ontology annotation, molecular function: chromatin binding.